CCCCUGCGGCGCCCGGAGGAGCGCCGAGCUGACUGACCGGUGGACCGGAUCCGAUCGACUGCACGAGGCGGAAGGUGCCGCUCGAGGCUGAGGAGACCGACGGGAGGGUGCCGUCCGCGAGCUGUGCCCUCGUAGGGCAGACAGUGCCCGCGGCUUCCGACCUUCGCCUGCCCUAGGAGCCGCUGUGGGCACGCGUGCCUGAGGGCUCGCGGGCUGUGGGCACGGCCGUUGUCGCAGAAUGCAGCGCACGCUGUGCUUUUCCUGGAGAGAGCGGCAUCUGGGGAGUCGCCCACGUUUUGAAAUUAUAGCGACGCCACAAGUAACACCAGCUCUUUUGACUGCAAGUUACAGGGAUCUCCUCCAGGGAGCGUGGGCGGGCGCUGGGCCUCCUGCUCCCCCUGCCCCUUCGUCUCCCCGUCUCUGAGCAAGGCCAGGCCCCUGUCUCUGGGAGGAAGGUGACACCCUUGCCCUCCUCUCUGAGUCUCACACCGAUGCUGGGGAGCGGGCACGAGAGGCAGCCUGGCACGGUGUUUAACAGGACUGCACUUAGGGGCAGCCUCAGUUUCCCCCAAGCGGGGAUGAUGACGGACCCGUCGGGGGAGGGCUGCAGUGGCCGGUUUGGAGGGCGCCGCUGAGACGGCCGGCAGGGAUCUGUCUGUACCGGGCCCAGGUCUGGGCCCUGGGCGCUUGUCCCAAAGGCCAGGGGUCCGGCAGUGCUCUCGGCACAAUCUUCGGGAAGGCCCAGUGGUGCUGGCGAAGAGGAUGGGGAGCAGCGGCCGCCGUCCUCCCAGGAGGCUCCUCCCACUCAGUCCCACACUUGCGUGCAGCUGGCCUGGGCAUAGGGCUAGGGACUGGAAAGAGUCGCCCAGAUCUUUCACUUGACGUUUCAGGGAGACUUGGGGGCAGGUCUGUGGACAGAGGCAGAAGCUGGCCUGCUUAGCGUCCCCUCGGCCUGGGUGGCGUAGUAGCCACUCCAUGGAGCUGGCCUGGCCUUCCUGGCUUAGCUGGGGGGCAAGUCUUCAGCUCUGGCGGGCACUUCGGGUAUUGGGGCUGGGAGGAGAAGGCUGAGUGAAACUUGGUGACGGCAGCGGGCAGGUUCGGGGGCUGGGGGCAUGACAGCUCAGGGCUCGUACUGGGGGGCCAUGUCCUGGGCCCUGGGCUGCAAUGGGUCCCAGGACUCCCUGAGGCUGCCUUGGGCACCUCCUUUCUCUCAGAGGAGGUAGUCAGGCUGCUCAGGGCCCCAUGGAGACGGUUUCCAGGUGGCCCCCAGCAAGACGUGCCGCUUAAAGAGGCCGGAGAGAGCCUGGGGCCUCGGGAGGGUGGCCCAGCAGAGUUGGGCUGAGGACCUGUGUGUGCGGCCCCGGGUGUAGGGGGCCGUCAGGGGCCAGGUGUGCAGCCUCAGCCCUGUGUCCUGUCCUCAAACUGGAGCCAGGGCAGGGCGGUGGGCGCAGGUGGGGGCAGCAAGGCUCUCCAGGUCCUGCUCUGUGGUGAAUGUCACAGACGCCUUCAGAAUGAGAAAACGAGAGAAUGAAUGUGCUCAAUUUGAGGAGCUGGUCAUUGCUUUAGGUUGUUUUCUGUAGAACAUGGUCACCGGGUCCCUUUCCUCCUAUAAAAGGGUGGGGUGGAUGGCAUCUCCCAAAUCUCAUUAAACUUAAUCAAGUCAGGCAGUGGCUCUGAUGCUGGUGCCCAUCGUGGAGCAGCAGGGCAGGUUCCAGGGCCCUGCGAGCCCGGUCUGCCGGGAGCCUUGGCCCGCAGUGGGACAGCUAGGGGCGGCCUGCUCUGUGGGUCCUCCCCCUCCCGCGGCUGGAGACUGGCCGGCAGAGGGCAGUCUGCGCCCCUCCUUGGCCUUCAUCUGUUGGGGUCAGCUUCCUAGGUAGCUCCCGAGACUGAUGGCAGGGUGUCAGUCCCACUUCGCAGCCUGUGUUUGGGGGUUCUAGCUCUCUGGCAGGGAGGGGCAUGAGGGGAGCUGUGAGAGGCCAGCAGGGAAGGAGAGUCUGGCAGAGGGUUUGAGAGCUCAGCCACCCCCCAGGUGUGCUCUGGAAGCUGGCGGGGUGCGUGCAGGAUCUGGACCCCUGCCUGUCUCCGUCCAGGGAAGCUGUGCCCAGAGGGCAAAGGCGGGGCUUGGGGCCUGGGCAGGGAGUCUGGACAGAGUGUCUGCCCUGACCCCAGCAGUCUGCAGUGGUGGCCAGCCGGGGACAGCCUUCCUGGUGCGGGAGUGUUGUUGGGAACAUUCUUUCCUGGGCCUUGCUGGUCCGCAAGCCCACUCACUCCCAGGAAUCCUCCAAGGCCAGGCACUCACUGAGAGCCCCGAAUACGAGCCUGGACAGAGGCUGGGUCAGUGUCUGCGUGACCACAAGGCCCGGCCUGGCGAGAGUGGGGACUCCUGCUGAGCUGUGGGCGAGCACCUUCUGGGCGGAAUACAGCCAGGGCCUCCUGAGGCGUGUCCUGUGACCAUGCCACCGAGCACACCAGGGGCUCUGGGCUGGACAGGUCAUAGUGGGUUCCAUGGGGCCAUGCCCCAGCCAAGCUGUCUGCCUGUCCCAACAGAUCCAAGCCAGGCCGGCCACCUAGGCCUGCGUCACACGUUCAGACCUUUAUUACAGCCCAGGGCGACUGGGCAUUGACUAGCCGGGUCAGGAAGCCCAGGGAGGAAGAGGCCCAGAUGCUGAGUGGCCAACAGGAGCCGCCUGGUCACCCACCCAGGGCUCCUCCGCAGGGCACGGCCUCCCGAAGACAUUGCCAGGCUCAGUGCACUCCGGGUCUGGCCGCAGAGCCUCAGCUCCACCAGGUCUGGGAGCUCAGGGCUCCGAGCACACACACGCCCUGUCCUGGCCUCUCCUGAGCCCGCCCUCCAGCCGCACCCCCUCAUUAGGCUGAGACAGUGACCCUGGAAGACACACGGGAGGAGGGAGGGGAAGGGAAGGCCCCGUCAUGGCUGCUCCCAGGCCCCUGCCAGGCUCCUGAGGCCUGGAGGGUGCGGCGCUUCUAGGACAGCAGGGCCCUCUGCCCGUCACCCUGCCCUCCCUUCCCUUUCGGCACGGUGUCAGGGAGCUGAGGCUCUGUCGUCAGGGUGGCCAGCCGCUCCCCCAGGCUGUGCGCCUUGACCCUGGGAGGGGCCCUGCCUGUGCUGCCGGGGCUCCAGGGACGCAGGCUCAGUUGCCCUCCCACGCUGUGUGUUUCUGCCUGGGUCUGGGCACCGCCUGGAGCCUCCUGACACAGCCUUGCUAGGGGCAGAGUGCACCGAGCCUCUGCGAGGGCAUGCCCUGGAGGGCGCCAGUCCAGACAGCUGCCCCACCCCUCCGGCCCAGCCCGGCCCCCUUGCUCCCCUAUCUGGUGCCCCGAGCAGCCCCCCUGGUCGGCAGCCCCCGCCAUGGCCGAGCACCUGGAGCUCCUGGCAGAGAUGCCCAUGGUGGGCAGAAUGAGCACACAGGAGCGGCUGAAGCACGCCCAGAAGCGCCGUGCCCAGCAGGUGAAGAUGUGGGCCCAGGCUGAGAAGGAAGCCCAGGGCAGGAAAGGCCACAGGCAGCGGCCGAGGAGGGAGGCGGCCGUCAGCGGGCCGCAGAAGCGGGUCCUCUUCCCUGCCAGCGUCACCCUUCUAGAGGCUGCCGCCCGAAAUGACCUGGAGGAGGUCCGCCAGUUCCUCGAGAGCGGAGUCAGCCCUGACCUGGCCAAUGAGGAUGGCCUGACCGCUCUGCACCAGGUCAGCCGAGUGGGGGUUGGGGGAGGGUACGGGCCGGAGCUGGUGCUCAGGCUGCCGCGUUUGCAGAGCUGCAUCGAUGACUUCCGGGAGAUGGUGCAGCAACUCCUGGAGGCCGGGGCCAAUGUCAACGCCCGCGACAGCGAGUGCUGGACACCCCUGCAUGCCGCAGCCACCUGUGGCCACCUGCACCUGGUGGAGCUGCUCAUUGCCCGUGGCGCUGACCUCUUGGCUGUCAACACUGACGGGAACAUGCCCUACGACUUGUGUGAGGAUGAACAGACGCUGGACUGCCUUGAGACAGCCAUGGCCAGCCGUGGCAUCACCCAGGACAGCAUUGAGGGGGCCCGGGCUUUGCCGGAGCUGCACAUGCUAGAGGGCAUCCAGAGCCUGCUGAGGUUGGGGGCUGACCUCGACGCUCCUGGGGACCAUGGGGCCACACUGCUGCACGUCGCAGCUGCCAGCGGGUUCAGCGAGGCUGCUGCCCUAUUGCUGGAACACCAGGCCAGCCUGAGCGCCAAGGACUGCGACGGCUGGGAGCCGCUGCACGCUGCCGCCUACUGGGGACAGGUGCAUCUGGUGGAGCUGCUAGUGGCACAUGGGGCCGAUCUCAAUGGGAAGUCCCUGAUGGAUGAGACGCCUCUUGACGUGUGCGGGGAUGAGGAGGUCCGGGCCAAACUGCUGGAGCUGAAGCACAAGCACGAUGCGCUCCUGCGUGCCCGAGGUCGCCAGCGCGCUCUGCUGCGCCGCCGCACCUCCAGUGCCGGCAGCCGUGGGAAGGUGGUGAGGCGGGUGAGCCUGACCGAGCGCACCAGCCUAUACCGCAAGGAGCACGCCCAAGAGGCCAUCGUGUGGCAGCAGCCGCCUCCUGGCAGCCCGGAACCACCUGAGGAGGAUGAGGACCGCCAGACAGACUCGGAGCUCAGGCCCCCACCCUCCCAAGAGGACCCCGAGGCAUCCAAGGCACACAAUGGCCGAGCAGGCAGCCCUGCUGGUCGUCACCUGUACUCCAAGAGGCUGGACCGGAGUGUCUCCUACCAGCUGGGCCCCCUGGAGGGCACAGCCACUGACGCCCUGGCCCGUGCCAAGGCCCACCACACCCUGGCAGAGCUCAAGCGCCAGCGGGCCGCUGCUAAGCUACAGCGUCCCGUAUCCGAGGGGCCAGAGGCCCCAGAGUCCUGCCUGCCUUCAGACCCCGAGACCCCCCAGCCUGAGCAUGGCUCCAGGCCUGAUGCGGACCCGCCCCUGCUCAAGCUCACGGCCCCCAUGGAGGAGGCCCCCGUGGAGAAGAAGCCAUGCUGCAUGCUUAUGUGAGGGGCUGGGGCUCAAGGUGGCAACAGUCCUGCCUUAGGGCUCCUGCCUCAGAGACCUUGCUGUGCCCCUGUGAGCGGGCAGCCCGUGAGGGGCCUCUCUGGCUCCCCCCAUCUGGGAUCCCGUCUCCUUACCCACGAACAGACCUGAGGCAGAAGCCACAUCUGGGGGGACCCAACUGCAGAGACCUCAUUUCAUCCUGUGAUUCUUGAUAAAGGGCUGUUCUGCCA
Messenger RNA from Pteropus alecto (black flying fox), 5238 nucleotides. It is a transcript of the gene PPP1R16A, whose product is annotated as protein phosphatase 1 regulatory subunit 16A. The transcript has 12 exons. The record is from RefSeq and is a predicted model, not a curated record. Gene Ontology annotation, cellular component: cytoplasm. Lineage: Eukaryota; Metazoa; Chordata; Mammalia; Chiroptera; Pteropodidae. Bases 3371 to 5011 code for a protein of 546 amino acids. Gene Ontology annotation, molecular function: protein binding; enzyme inhibitor activity; phosphatase regulator activity.